Lycium ferocissimum is the source of this 513-nucleotide messenger RNA. RefSeq lists its product as uncharacterized. The record is from RefSeq and is a predicted model, not a curated record. NCBI's taxonomy places the organism in Eukaryota, Viridiplantae, Streptophyta, Magnoliopsida, Solanales, Solanaceae. The coding region runs from base 1 to 513 and encodes 170 amino acids. The transcript has 2 exons.
AUGAAAUUUGGAAAGAAGAGAAAGCUUAGUCCCCGCGAUAUUGGGCUGUGCAGAAUCCUGCGAAGGGUUAGUCAAGUGGCCUAUGAACUUGAGUUGCCACAAGACUUGGUUGCUGUACACCCAGUAUUUCGUUUGUCCAUGUUGAGAAAGUGCAUGGGAAACCCGACGUUUGUUGUCCUGACCGAUAGCAUAAGAAUAAAUGAUAGCUUGACUUAUGAAAGAAGUCUUGUGGAAAUUCCUGAUCGUCAGGUUCGCAAGUUGAGAACGAAAGAAGCUGCCUCAGUGAAGGUAUUAUGGAGAACGAUGCCAAUGGAGAGGAAAGCAACAGCCACCCAGAAGGGCAAGACUGUGGCAGGAAGGCGGACUGAACAGGAGCCACCGGUAAAUAUAGAAGAGGAUGAGUCCCUUAAUGAGUCUCCAUCUCAGACUUCUCAUGCUCUGCCUGUUUUAGAGGAGCGUGAAGGGGCCUCAGCUCCAGCCCCAAUGCCUCCAGUCCCUCCAGCAGGUGCUUAG